CAGCGCCCGGCCCCUCCUCGCUCCGCGGGCUUCCCCCGCUGCAGCAUCCCUCCCUCCUCCUCCUCCACCUGCCGCCCAGGCGGGACCAGCUCGGCUCUGACAGCGGAGAGCUGCUGCCCCUCCGUGCAAUGGCCAAGAGGAGCUCUUUGUUCAUCCGGAUAGUUGAAGGGAAGAAUUUGCCAGCUAAGGACAUUACAGGCAGCAGUGAUCCUUACUGCAUUGUGAAAAUCGACAAUGAAGCCAUUAUCAGGACAGCCACAGUGUGGAAGACUCUGUCCCCAUUCUGGGGGGAGGAGUAUGAGGUCCACCUGCCGCCCAGCUUCCACAAUGUGUCCUUCUACGUGAUGGAUGAAGAUGCACUCAGCCGUGAUGACGUCAUCGGAAAAGUCUGCCUGCCUCUGGAUGUGCUGGCCAAGCAUCCCAAGGGCUACAGCGGCUGGCUGAACCUGACGGAAAUCGAUCCCGACGAGGAGGUGCAGGGGGAAAUCCAUCUCCUGAUCGAGAUCCUGGGCAGCAACGUGGCACGGAAGCUGCGCUGCAGGGUGUUUGAAGCCAGGGACUUGGCUCGGAAGGACCGCAACGGUGCCUCUGACCCCUUCGUGAGGGUGCGCUACCACGGCAAGACCCAGGAGAGCUCGGUGGUCAAGAAGUCCUGCUACCCCCGCUGGAAUGAGACCUUUGAGUUUGACCUGGAUGAGUCAGCCACUGAGAAGCUCUGUGUCGAGGUCUGGGACUGGGACCUCGUCAGUAGGAAUGACUUCCUGGGCAAGGUGGUGUUUAAUAUCCAGGGCCUGCAGACCAUCCAGCAGGAGGAGGGCUGGUUCAGGCUGAGGCCAGAUAAAUCCAAGCCAAGAGUGGAUGAAGGCAACCUGGGCUCCCUGCAGCUGCAGGUGAGGCUGCGGGAUGAGACAGUGCUGCCUUCCAGCUACUACCAGCCACUGGUCCAGCUGCUCUGCCAGGAAGUUAAAAUGGGACCAAAGGAUGGAAAAAUACCCUUGAUCACCCUGAUCGAUGAGACCACCACGGCCGAGUGCAGGCAGGAAGUGGCUAUCAACCUUGUGAAGCUCUUUCUGGGCCAAGGGUUGGCCAAAGAGUUCCUGGACCUUCUCUUCAAGCUAGAAUUGGACAAAACAUGUGAACCAAACACAUUAUUCCGGAGCAACUCCCUGGCCUCCAAGUCGAUGGAGUCCUUCCUGAAGGUAGCAGGGAUGCAGUAUUUGCACAGCAUCCUGGGGCCAACAAUUAACCGUGUCUUUGAGGAGAAGAAGUAUGUGGAGCUGGACCCCAGCAAGGUGGAGAUUAAAGAUGUUGGGUGCUCAGGGCUGCACCGGAUCCAGACGGAGAGCGAGGUGAUCCAGCAGAGUGCCCAGCACUUGCAGUCUUAUUUGGGUGAGCUCCUUGCCGCCAUUGCCAAGUCAGUGAAGAUGUGUCCCGCCAACAUCCGUGCCACCUUCCGGCAGCUCUUCACACGAGUGGGAGAGCGUUUCCCCGAGAACAAGCACAAGAACGUGAAGUUCAUCGCCGUUACCAGCUUUCUCAGCCUCCGCUUCUUCUCCCCGGCCGUCAUGUCCCCCAAGCUCUUUCACCUGCGGGAGAAGCACGCAGAUGCCCGUACCAGUCGCACCCUGCUGCUUUUGGCUAAGGCAAUCCAGACCAUUGGGAACAUGGACACCGCAGCGAGCCGCGCCAAGGAGGCAUGGAUGGCCCCUCUGCAGCCCACCAUCCAGCAGGGUGUCGCCCACAUGAAGGAAUUCAUCACCAAGCUCGUGGACAUUGAGGAGAAGGAAGAGCUGGACCUGCAGAAGGCACUGACCCUGCAGACCCUCAUUGUGAAGGAAGGACCACUGUUCAUCCACAAGACCAAAGGCAAAGGGCCACUUAUGUCGUCGUCCUUCAAGAAACUGUACUUCUCCCUCACGAGUGAAGCCCUCAGCUUUGCCAAGACACCCAGCUCCAAGAAAAGCUCCUUCAUCACCUUGUCCAACAUCCGGGCGGCUGAGAAGGUGGAGGAGAAAAGCUUUGGCAACUCCCACGUGAUGCAGAUCAUCUAUAUGGACGAGACGGGGCAGUCGGAGACGGCCUAUCUGCAGUGCAAGUGUGUCAACGAGCUGAACCAGUGGCUGUCAGCCCUGAGGAAGGUCUGCGUGAACAACUCAGAGAUGCUGUGCUCCUAUCACCCGGGUGUGUUCAGAGGAGACAAGUGGAGCUGCUGCCACCAGAAGGACAAGUCAGGUUUGGGCUGUGAUAAAACCCGGCACGGAGUCACGCUGCAGGAGUGGAAUGACCCCUUGGAUCCAGACCUAGAGUCUCAGCUGAUUUUCAGGCACCUGCUUGGAGUGAGGGAAGCGAUGAGGGAAAAGUACCAGGAGUUGAUGCUGGAGAAAAGGGAAAACGGCCUGAGCCAAAGUGAAGCCCCCGAAAACAUGGAUGGUCCCACCAGGCUCUUCCACGUGCUGCAGGACCUCGAGGAAGCCCACCACAAGGCCAGCAUUGCCAACAAGGACAAGAACUGCCUUGUGGAGCUGCAGACGUGACCGCCUGGGCGAGAGCCAGUCCACCAGGGCAGGGAUGUGCUGUCACUCACGCUAGUGCGGUCUGGCUGUGUCCGUGGGAGCUGCCAACACCAGAUGAAGUAGCAAGGGGGAAAUCUCCUCGUGCUGACUUCUUGCUCGCACAUUUGCCCUGCCACUCAGAAAGUCAUGUAAUGGACUCGGCUAGCUCAGUGUCUCCAUUACUGAAUGGAAUCUGUUCCCCCCUCCCUCUCGUGCCCUUGUUAGUGAUGUAUGUCAGUCGAGUGUGGGAUCAGUGUGUGCUGGUUCACUCAGUUGGUAGCAUGGAAUUGCCUUCAUCUCCCCUCCACCAGGCUGGCAUUAUGGUGUCUCUGGUUUUCAUCUGUCAACCAACACCCAUGCAUGUGUCCAAAUCCCAUCUGGUGCCACAUUGCAUCCCUGUAUGUAAGCCACUUCCCUUGUGCACUGAAUCUCCAUGGUCAAAUGGACCCAGCCAAUCUCAAUGUAGCAGCAAAACCAGAAAUCAUGCACAGGCCAAAACAGCAGUAGAAAAGCAGGACUGGCUGAUGAGGCAUGGCUUGAGGAUCGGGAAACUUGGGUUCCCUUUGCUCCUCUGCCCUGGACCCACUGUGUGACCUUUGGCAAAUCAUAUGACCCUUCUCUGCCUCUAUCCACCAUCUCUGAAGUGCGGCUAGCACCUUCAUCCACAUGCUCAUGCCCUCUUCUGUUCAGGUGUCUGGAGAUCCUUUGCUGAGACCCUGGAGAAAGGUUGCACACUCUUAUGGAUGCUGAUGACCACCAGAACCCUAUAACCUGCAUCCCUGAGAGGCUUGGCCCUCUGUGGCACCAGCAUCAUGUCACAUAGCAUGGGAAAGGCUUAAUAGUCCUGGAGCUGAGCACUUCAGAUGCUGUCUCUUGCCUGCGGGUGCAGGGCAGGAGGGUUGGGAGGGAAGGAAUCCUGCUGGCCACAAAGUGAAAGCUCUGCAGAUUAGGGAGGCUGGGGGGCAAGAGGCUCUUCAGUCAAGCCUCUAGAGGUCUGCUCCCAGCAUCAUCCAGCCUGGGUAAGGCACUUUGGGGCUUUUAGGAGCACUUGGGAGUGGAGGGGGGCGGAUCUUGGAACACCUAGAGUCAGGCCUCUCUGCCUUAGUUUCCCCAUCUGUCGCUGAGGAGAAGGAUAUUAGGGCCAUGGGAGUUCUCUUGUGACAGGUGGGCCCGCCCUGCAUCCAAGUCACUGACGGCAGGUUCUGGUGUUUUGUGCCCAUGCUGGCAAUGAAAAGAGGCUGCUGGGGAUCCUGGGAUAUGCCAAGCACCACUUGUCCCUCAGGCAGCCAUUGCACAAGUGCCCAGACCGUGUAGCAGGGCCACUACAAACUGCUGCCUGUGUCAUGCUCUCAGGCCAGCAGCCAAGCCAGGCUGCUGUUUGCCCUGUGCUGCCAUGCUGCUGCACAGAGCCUGCAGUUCCUCCCCAUGCUGGCUGCCUGCUGGCUUACACGGAAGCAGUGCUGCCUUGUGCACGCAGCCAGAGUGCCAGCAGGUGAUACAACCAAUGCCACUGGCACAGGGCAGCCACCUGGCAGAGGGAAGUCCAUCUGUGCUGCGUGCCAUGGGCUGUGGCCAGAGCCUGCCAGGCCAUGGCUGGUGUGUUCCUUACUUGGGUGACUGCAGCCUCUGGAAGUGAAGGCCUGUGAUGGGGUGUCCGUGGCGCCGCCCUCCCCACCACUGCACAACAGCACAACGCGGCGCAGGUGCUCUGUAUGGGAAUGUACAAUAAAGGCAUCUUGUAUCAUGA
This is a messenger RNA of Alligator mississippiensis (American alligator), 4299 nucleotides long. Its product is annotated as ras GTPase-activating protein 4. The coding region runs from base 129 to 2534 and encodes 801 amino acids. Gene Ontology annotation, biological process: negative regulation of Ras protein signal transduction; intracellular signal transduction; regulation of GTPase activity. The record is from RefSeq and is a predicted model, not a curated record. The transcript is spliced from 21 exons. Lineage: Eukaryota; Metazoa; Chordata; Crocodylia; Alligatoridae. Gene Ontology annotation, molecular function: phospholipid binding; GTPase activator activity.